GGCAAACGUGACGGUCACCGACCUUGAGGAGCUGCAGGAGCUGCUGCUGGCGAACAUAGAGCACAACAAGCACCUGGUCACAGGGUCAGUCCGAGCCAAGGUACUGAAAUGGGGUGAAGAUGUAACAGAAUUUCAGCCUCCCCCCGAUUAUAUACUAAUGGCUGAUUGCAUUUACUAUGAGGAGUCAUUAGAACCGUUGCUGAAGACACUGAAAGACCUUACUGGCCCCGAUACGUGCGUCUUGUGCUGUUACGAACAGAGGACUAUGGGAAAGAAUCCUGAAAUUGAGAGAAAAUACUUUGAGCUGCUUCAGAUGGACUUUGAGCUGGAAAAAAUUCCGCUGGAUAAGCACGAUGAGGAGUAUCGCAGCGAAGACAUUCAUAUCGUGAACAUCCACAGGAAACAAACGAACGGCUUCUUGGUGGUGGACUUGGCACGAGGCGCCAGAAGCAGCGGGCUCGUUAGGCUGGAUCGCGCCUUCCAAGAGGACAGUUGCAAGCUGUUGAUGUCUGCAGGCCGAGGAAGGCAGAAAACGGAGCCAGAGCUUCACCCGGAGCAGCGCUGGAGGUCUGGGGAGUCUCAUUCCGGGAGCAGGGCGUCCCGGUGCGACGGCUUUGAGAUUCAAUUUCAAAGGAAAUCUCGCUUCCGCUCUGUAGUGGAAGCGGCCGUGGCCGCCUGCGUCAUCCCGCAGCCCUGA
Molecule: messenger RNA, 697 nt
Organism: Pelecanus crispus (Dalmatian pelican)
Lineage: Eukaryota; Metazoa; Chordata; Aves; Pelecaniformes; Pelecanidae
Source: RefSeq, a predicted model, not a curated record